AUGGAUGGAGCUAAGGUUGUUUCUAUCCCAAUAGCUGCACAUCAUCAGUUAAGUGCAAACCAAAGACCAUCAAGUCAAAAAGAGAUUGAUGAGAUGAAGGAUGUUCCAUAUGCAAGUGUAGUAGGGUGUCUCAUGUAUGCGAUGAUUUGCACAAGACCAGAUUUAGCUCAAGCAUUGAGUGUUGUCUCUAGGUACAUGUCAAAUCUAGGUAAGCCCCACUGGGAAGCAGUGAAGUGGAUUUUGAGGUAUUUAAAAGGGACUAGGCAGCUUGGAAUCAUGUUUGAGAGAAAACACGAAGUAGCAUGUGUGGCUGGUUUUGUUGACUCAGAUUAUGCAGGAGACUUAGAUAAAAGGAGGUCCACAAUAGGUUAUGUUUUUACUUGUGGAGGAGGACCUGUGAGCUGGAAAGCAACCCUUCAAGCAGUCGCAGCUCUAUCUACUACUGAGGCAGAAUAUAUGGCGUUAACAGAAGCUUCAAAGGAAGCUAUUUGGUUGAAUGGGCUGGCAAAUGAAUUUGGAAUUCACCAACAAGGCGUGGUAGUGAAGUGUGAUAGUCAAAGUGCCAUUCAUUUGGCAAAGAAUCAAGUGUUUCAUGCAAGGACGAAACACAUUGAUGUUCGCUAUCACAGGAUCAGAGAUUGGGUAGGAUCUGGAAAUAUCUUUGUGGAGAAGGUUCACACGAAUGACAAUGCUGCAGAUUGUCUUACCAAGCCCGUUGCUUUAGAGAAGUUCAAGCAUUUCUUGAACUUGCUCAGUAUCAUAACAUGCUGA
This is a messenger RNA of Rosa chinensis, 771 nucleotides long. RefSeq names its product secreted RxLR effector protein 161-like. The record is from RefSeq and is a predicted model, not a curated record. The transcript has a single exon. Bases 1 to 771 code for a protein of 256 amino acids. NCBI's taxonomy places the organism in Eukaryota, Viridiplantae, Streptophyta, Magnoliopsida, Rosales, Rosaceae. Gene Ontology annotation, molecular function: nucleic acid binding.